Messenger RNA from Anoplopoma fimbria (sablefish), 9064 nucleotides. Its product is annotated as serine/threonine-protein kinase WNK2. Gene Ontology annotation, cellular component: cytoplasm; cytosol. Lineage: Eukaryota; Metazoa; Chordata; Actinopteri; Perciformes; Anoplopomatidae. The record is from RefSeq and is a predicted model, not a curated record. Gene Ontology annotation, biological process: protein phosphorylation; intracellular signal transduction; monoatomic ion homeostasis. The transcript has 29 exons. Gene Ontology annotation, molecular function: protein serine/threonine kinase activity; ATP binding; chloride channel inhibitor activity. The coding region runs from base 698 to 8569 and encodes 2623 amino acids.
UGUGCCUCCUCUCCGGUCAUACCCCUGAAACCUAAACCCUGGGAGGGGAGAGAACAUGACAAGCGACACAGCAGUGGUCCGCCUGAAUUAGUCAAUCCCCGAGGAGGAGGCAGAGACAGUGGGGAGGUUUCUGUGUCUUGAAAAGACUCCGCAUAAAGGCGACGGAGAGAGAGAGAGACACCGGGCUGCGUAUCUGCAGCUGUAGAGAGAGAGAGGAGGGAUGAGAGGACUGGAAGGGAGAUAAAUGCAAUAUAUUCCUCAUGCUUUCAUCCUCAUUUUGCUUGCUGAGCUCACUGAGCAGACACUGAGCUCUCCACGGGGGUUUUUUCUGCGCUUUUUGGUGCGUAUUUUGUGCGUAAAAUGGGGACUCUCUGCAGAUAGGGCGUUUUUUUUAAAGUCCACCUUUUUCGGCGUGGACAGGGUUCCUCCUAACGCCGAACCUGGCAACCCCAGAGGGUUGUGUGGUCGGGUUGUUAGAAGCUCUUGAUAUCGGAUGAAAUCUCGCCUGUCACCCAUCCCACUGUCGUUAAGGGCCUCUGCUGGCAAACUGCGUCACCCAGUGGACGCUGCAGGUACUCCUCUCUAAAAAAAAAAAAAAAAAAAAAGAAAUCAAAUAAAAAAAUUGCAACAAAAAAAAAAUCUGGCCAUGGCACGAAUGACCUGGAAACCAAAGUGACUGAACUUCACCAAAAUCACCAUGGAGCCAGAGGCCAACUCAAACUCUGAGUCCAGCCAAGAACUGAAAUCUCCCCCUGUGCACUACUCUCAGUGUGACCCCCCCACCAACAUGCAGGAGGCCAUGAGUGAUGGGAAUGUCAAUCAUGUGGACUCAGUGGUGAGAGGCGCGAGUGACCCCAGUUUACACCCGUCCUGCAGCUAUCAGAGGAACGUGCACCAGAGGUUCAUCAGGAGGAGCCUGUGGUUCUCUGAGGCAGAUGAGCAGGCGUUUGAGGCCCCUGAGUGCGAUAACAGGAAUAAGAUCAUCAACAUCAACCUGAGGACAAUAGUGGACAGGACGCGGGGGACUAGCGGCGGGAUACAGGAAGGCUCCAGCACUGAGAGCCAAGGUGGGCAAAAGGACAGUGCAACAGAGAGCGCCAGCGCUGAUGAGGAGAAGGAUAAAGGUGUGGAUGCGUUGAAUCUCACGAGCAACGAUGGUGGUAAAGCAGCCAUCAAGGCCGCCAGUGAGGAGAACGAGGAGGAGGCGGAGAUGAAAGCGGUCUCCACGUCUCCAGGGGGACGGUUCCUCAAAUUUGACAUAGAGCUGGGGAGAGGGUCCUUCAAGACGGUCUACAAGGGCCUGGAUACUGAGACCUGGGUAGAAGUUGCGUGGUGUGAGCUGCAGGAUCGCAAGCUGUCAAAAGUGGAACGUCAGCGCUUUAAGGAGGAGGCAGAGAUGUUGAAGGGCCUUCAGCAUCCCAACAUCGUCCGUUUCUAUGACUUCUGGGAGUCGCCCGUUAAAGGGAAGAAGUGCAUUGUGUUAGUCACAGAGCUCAUGACGUCGGGAACGCUAAAAACCUAUCUAAAGCGUUUCAAAGUAAUGAAGCCAAAGGUGCUGAGGAGCUGGUGCAGACAGAUCCUGAAAGGCCUUCACUUUCUGCACACCAGGACCCCUCCAAUCAUCCACAGGGACCUCAAAUGUGACAACAUCUUUAUAACUGGACCUACCGGCUCAGUUAAAAUAGGGGAUUUAGGACUGGCAACACUCAAGGCGGCUUCCUUCGCUAAGAGCGUCAUAGGCACCCCAGAGUUCAUGGCUCCAGAGAUGUAUGAAGAACACUAUGAUGAGGCUGUGGAUGUCUACGCCUUUGGCAUGUGUAUGCUAGAAAUGGCCACCUCGGAAUAUCCCUACUCGGAGUGCCAGAAUGCUGCUCAGAUAUACCGCAAAGUCACAAGUGGAGUGAAGCCAGCCAGCUACAACAAGGUCAUGGAUCCUGAAAUCAAGGAGAUUAUUGGGGAGUGUAUCUGCCAAAAGAAAGAGGAGCGGUACACCAUCAAGGACCUCUUGAACCACGCUUUCUUUGCUGAGGACACGGGCGUGAGGGUGGAGCUAGCUGAGGAGGAUGAUGGGAAAAAGGACUCGAUAGCCCUGAAACUUUGGGUGGAGGACCACAAGAAGUUAAAAGGGAAGUACAAGGAGAGCGGAGCCAUCGAGUUCAUGUUUGACCUGGAAAAGGAGGUCCCUGAGGUUGUGGCACAAGAAAUGGUGGAGUCUGGCUUCUUCCACGAGAGUGAUGCAAAGACUGUGGGAAAGUCGAUCAGGGACCGGGUGGCACUGAUCAAAUGGAGGAGGGAGAGAACAGUGUCAGCCGCCGUGCCAGUGGAUCAUGUUGAAGGAGGUCACAGGGUCCAGAUGACGCCAUCUCAGGGCAUCACUGCCGGGGUUGCACAUGUAGGACAGCCUUUUCUGGAACCGGAAGAGCCAGAGGCAGACCAGCACAACAGGCUACGUAACCUACCAGCCAGUGCCACCUCAGUCACGUCAGACGGCACACUCGAUAGUGGCAUGGGCUCCACUGUGUACUCAGACUCCCACAGCAGCCAGCAGAGUGUCCUCUACCAGUCCCUGCUGGAGCCUAUUACUAUGGCAACACAGCAGUGCCAGAGCAGUAGCCCUUUUCUAGCAGAUCGACCCCACUCCUGUGAAAAGGGUGAGGUUUGGGGGGCAACGCUGAGCCCAGAGCUCAGGACUCGUUUAGGAGCCGCAACUCGAAGAGGAAGCGCCCCGGUGAUAGACACUCGCAGGGCCAACCACAUUGCUCAGCUCCAUGCCCUCAUUCAGUCACGGAGAUCAAUCAGUCCCACCCCGACGGCACCAGAGAUCCGGUUGGAGCUCGACCCACCAGAGCUUCACUCGGAGGCCAAGGGUGGGUCCCCCUUCCAGAGUGCUCUGCCAGUACUGCAGGUCCUCCCUGUCUCUCCCCACUCUGAGUGCCGCCGCUUUAGUGACACCCCCAUCAGACCGUCAUCCGAUGCCACCAGUGAGAACUUAACACUCCCUGUGCUAAGUGGACGAAGACACUCUGACCUCAGUAGUCUUCUGAGUCUGACCGCUCAUCAUAACCACCAUUUUACGAAGCAUAGUGGCCAGGUGUGCCUGGCUUGCCUCUCUAUGCUUCUUCUGAGGUCAAGAGAAGGGAGCAACCGCCGUCCUUCUGCCGCCAUGCCAGCACACCACUGUCCAUGUGACUUAAGACCAAAACCGUCCUCUGUUGGAGCAAUGACCAGCCCAGGUCACGGACGGCUGAAAGGUUUGAGUGAUUGCUCCGAUUUCUCCCUGCUGCAGCAGUCGCUGUUCAAUAUAAUCAGCCGUAAAGCAGCCCCGUGUCACGCCGCACCCACGCAAGCCUCCCUGCUGCACUCCUCAGCCGCCCACAGGCCUGCAUGCAGUGAUGGAGACGACAGCCUGAAGCGUCAUCUCCUGAGAGGCGGUUUGGUCGGGGACCAAGAACCCGUCCAGGACUGCGAGGAUAGACUCUGUGCCAGAGAGCAGCAAGUUACCAGAGCCGUGGGAGUGGCCGGUUCGGCAGGUCACCACAACCAACCAUCUGCACAUGGCCUGCCGUCUUCCAGCACAUCGGUACACACACCACUGCAGUACCUCCAGCCUGGACAAAGUUACCCUGCUGCUCCGUAUACUGGCCAACACAGUGCUGCAGCAGCAGCUCCAGCCAGCCUAUGCGCAGGCAACCUCCAGCAUACGGUCAGUGGUGCUAGCUUCACACCUCAAAGUGUGCAACAGACCCAAGUUGCAGCAAAUAUUUCAGCGUCAGCUGUGCAGCAACAUGUUGCACAGGGCUACCAAGCACCAGGCCACCAACAUCAGCAGGCAACAGCAACGAGCUCUUUGACUUUUCCUUUGAAUGGGCAACAAACGUGUCAGAACUGCGUGGCCUCAACUCAACAACAGGCUCACUCUGCGUCAGGAUAUCUGACUCCAGUUCAGCAACAGACUGCUGCAGCAGCGACCAACCUGCCAGCACAGCAGCCAGCACAAGGCUACCCUCUCGCAUCUGUAGCCCCAACUAUGGCAGCCAUGGCCCAGUGUCAUCCUGCACAAGCUCCCGGUGCGCUGCAACACAUCCAAGCCGCAGGCAACCUGCCAAGUCAGCAGCCUGGUCAGGGCUCCUCCACACCAGCACUUUACAGCCAACAGAUACCCAUUCAACAAGAGCACCAACUGAAUACUCAGACUAAUAUACAACUAACACAACAUGCUGGGCAGGCUUACAUUCAGCCUCAACUCCAGCAUAACCAAGAAGCUCUGCACACCAUGCACCAACAAAUGGCACAACAGCCCACCCACCUGUCUCAAAGUCAGCAGCCUCCUGGUCCGCAGCAGUUACACGCCCAGACUGUACAGAAGCACAGUCAGACAGCCAUGCAGACUGCGGUUCCCCAACAGAGCCAGGAUGCAUCCCAGCCUACAGUCCAGCAGCUUCAGACUCCAGCUUCUCAACUUCAUCAGACGGUACCCCAAGUCGUGCAGGUUGAAGCCACACACCAGAGUUACACCGCUGUCGGUCUACCUGAUGCUCUCUCGCAGAGCUAUGCACAUUCUGCCCUCAGUGCGCUGCAGCAGCAGACGGCUCCAGCUCAGAUCCAGUACCCGUCUGCACAGUCCUCUGGUGCUCCACAGACCUACGGAGCACAACAGUUUCAACCCUAUCUUUGCAUCGCUGCUAUCCUGAACCAGAAUAUUCCUGCUGGUCAUUGCAUUGCACAGCUUGGACACGAUGGACAGGGCCUCGGGCAGAAUCUCAGCCAGUCAGCUUCGGGUGUGCCAGCCCAGGUACUGCCUCCUCAACAGCCAAUGACUCAGGGAACUGUCCACCAACAACUCCAACCUCUGCAGAUCUCACACUCUCUACCACCAACACAUCCAUCCCAGCAGAUUCCCCAGCAUGCACAGGUCAGCCAUCCUGAGCUUGUUCCCUCUGCUCAGCCAGUCCAGCCUGCAGUCUUCGCCACACCUUUGCAGAACGGGUCCGACGUGGGCGCAGUCGCCGCUGCUGCCCAGCUGGACAACAAGAACCCAUGCCAGCUGGCCCCGCAGGCCCAGAGUCAGGUUCAGAGCCAGAUUCCUGUGCUGCAGCCCUCUGACUCUCAGAAAGCAUUAUCGGGGUCUGCCAGUUCCAGUCUGACUCAGCAGAAACCGCUCAGUAGUCUCACCGGAGCUGUAGGUCAGGGUCCAGCAGAGACAUACACGGAGGAUCAAGCCGCAGAGAAACAAACUGGAGGACAGAGCUAUGACAGUGUCAACUCUGAUGCCACGUCAGGGAAGGAGAUGAGUGACGGUUAUGAGGGGACUCAUGGAGGUAAAGGCGAGGUGAAAGUCCGCAAACACCACCGCAGGUCCACACGCACUCGUUCACGGCAGGAGAAGAUCAGCAAGCCGAAGCUCAACAUGCUCAAUGUUUGCAACACUGGCGAUAAGAUGGUAGAGUGUCAGCUGGAAACUCAUAACCACAAAAUGGUCACUUUCAAGUUUGACCUGGAUGGAGACGCACCGGAAGAGAUUGCUACAUACAUGGUGGAGAACGACUUCAUUCUGCCCGUAGAAAAAGAAAUGUUCAUCGAGCAGCUUAAGGACAUCGUGGACAAGGCUGAGGACUUGCUGAGUGAGGACACGGAGGGUGAGAGGAACUCUGACCAGGGAGGAAGUCCCAAACAGAGCGAAGGCGCCGGCGCCCUGGGAGCAGAGGGAUUUAAGGCUUCCACACCCAGCACACCACAGCUGGUGUACCAGCAAAACGUCCUCCACACUGGCAAGCGCUGGUUCAUCAUCUGCCCUGUGGCUGAGUCGCCUAUAUCGGACAAAGAGAAGACUACGUCUCACACCUCUGCAGCGCAGGAAUCUGAGAAGUCUGCCUCAUCAUCCGUCGGGCCCAACAGCAACACUACUGUAGCGGCUACCCCAGUCGCCUCUCUAUCCUCCCAAAGCCUGUCCACCUCCUCCCCCUCCGCUUUGCCUCCUGCAGCUCAGACCUCAGUGCAACCUCAAGACCAAAACAUUGACAAAACCCGGAUGCAGCAGCCUCAGCCCUGUGUAACUAAUCACGCCCAUGCUGUUGGCGGUGGCAACCAUCACAACUUCCUUCCGGUGGAAGAGCCUUGCAUCCCUGCUAUCUCCAUAGUAACAGACAUUCCAUGCUGCGCUAUUGUGCCACCGGUCUCUCUGGAUGUGAACGGCGCAGCUAAUGGUUUGUCCUAUUCUCAAACUGAUCAGCCCAAUCAGAAGGCCAGUCCCUCUGGAGAACUGCCCCCUCAGCUGGCCUCCCAUCAGCCCGUUGUCCUGCAGCAGCCGUACGCCACGCCCAUGCAGCCCGGGACAGUCACCUCCCAGCCCCAGAGUCCGGCGCACCAGACCCCCCAGAACUCCCAGUCGUCAAGCCAGCAGCAGCAGCAGCAGCCGGCAGGUGGGGGGCCAGGCGAGUCGGACAGUGAGGGGCCGCGCAGGGUGGAGUUUGCCGACCGCACCAUCAAGACUUUGGACGAAAAGCUGAGAAACCUGUUGUACCAGGAGCACGUUCCCUCCCAGCCCUCCGGCACUGCAUCCGACCCCCAGGCCCCCAGUACAGAAGGAGUCAGCUCACCUCCAGUCUCAGACGGCCAGAGCUCCGAGGGAACAAAGAAGAAAGCGGAGCUGCUGCCUCAGAUUCCCGAGCGCACAGAUAGUGUGGGUGCACUAAGUGACUCUGCAGUGGCAGCCACUAACAGGGUUUCUAACAGAAGAGAUGUGACCAACGGCUCCAGCGCAUAUGGCUCCAAAAGCCGUUUUCAAAUCAUCCCCACUCCACCGGAUGUCCUUUGCCGUAUGGAGAAAAGCAAGAAGAGUGGCAGCACCGGCAGUUCCCCGGCACCCUCUAGUGGUUCUGCGGGCUCAUGCAGCCAGUCGCAGGGUCCAGGCAGGAAAGACAAGGACUUUGGGUCUGCGUGCAAAUCCUCUCUGACUGCUGCAGCCGAUCACGCAGGAACGUCCAAACCCCUCAGUAGUAGCCGCUACUCUGCCCCGCCAAACUUCUUUCAGGGCACCCCGACCACCAGUCCUGAUGUCACCCCGCGCCACAUCCCCCGGGCCCAGACGAUGGACACUCCGACCCACCAGAACAACCACUCCCCUCACCUCUACUCCGACUCGGGGGAUGAGGACAGCAGCAGCGUGGCCCCCCCUCCGGCCCCCCCGGCUCCCCCAGCUCAUGCCCUGCCCGAGCACAGUGGAAGCGACCUCAUGAAGAGGGCAGUGGCCUUCCUGCGGCGCACUGGUCGGAGCAAAAGUGAGCAGAGCUCGGAUUCGCCGAGCCGACAGCCCGUGGCAAUGAAUGGUCACGGCCCCUCGCCAUCUGUGGGACACACCCACUCAUCCUACGUCAGCAGUGACAAUGACUCCGAGUUUGAGGACGCAGAUAUGAGGAAAGAGCUGCAGAAGCUGAGAGAAAAACACAUGAAGGAGAUCUCUGAGCUGCAGGCGUUCCAGAGGGGCGAGAUCGAGCAUCUGUACACGGAGCUGGGCAAAACGCUGCCCCCCAAUGUCGGCCUACUUCAUGCUGCACCCCCAAGUGGCCGCAGGCGCAGAGCCAGCAAACACAAGCUGAAAGCUGGCAAGCUGCUCAAUCCGAUGGUGCAGCAGCUCAAAAACAAUCUUAACACCUCCGCAGAGAGGAAAGGUGAGAGUGCCGCCAGUUCAUCCAGCUCCCCGGCUAAAAGUUCGGUUCUGUCGGAUGGCUCUGCUUUCUCCAGUGGCAGCUCUAGCUCCAGCAAUCAGCCCGGUGCCGCCACAGAGCAGGUCCACACCCAGCAGCCCUGUUCCUUGAAGGGCUCGUUCUCCUCAGACAACAUCUACGCCGGGCGACACACGGACGGGAUGGCCAACCAAGCCGGCCCCGGCCAAGGGUCCACUCUGAAACGACUAUGUCUAGGCAAAGAGCGCAGUAGUAGGUCUUCUGUCAACACCGCCGCGGCUCAGCCGUCACACGCCGCAGCCACAUCCUCACCAUCCCCACAGCCAAUCUCGCGGCUCGCUCAGGUCCAGACCAACAACAGCAACAACAAGAGAGGCACGUUCACCGACGACCUCCACAAACUGGUGGAUGACUGGACGAAGGAGACCGUCGCGGCGGCCAAUCAGCCGCGCCCCUCCCUCAACCAGAUCAAACAGCAGAGACGCCAGCUGGACCUGGAGGCCACAGCGCCACCCAUGGGAGCAGCCAAACGUGAGAUGAAAAGCCACGUCGGUCCCCGCAAGUUCCAGCUGCCUCUUUCCUGCCCGCUGACUGCUGCUCUAGGCCCCGGUGGGCCCAAAGGCCUGGCUCCCAACUCCUCAGCGAUGCUCCCUGCUGGGUACCCUUUACCCGCGGGCUCCUAUGGAGGGAUGGCUCCUGGUCCUCUUUACCCAAAGCAGUGGCCUGGUAUGCCUAGUCCUGUAGGGUCCGGGGGUCCCGUAGGCCUGCUCGGUGCUGCGAGAAUGAUGCCCUACGCCACGAUGGCGAACCCAGGGAUCCAAGCCUACCCUCUGGUCAUGAACGACCCCGAGGGUGGCCCCUCUCCGAAAACCACUAGAACUGCCUAAUCUGCCCGCUAACAUUUGUUAGUGUGUUUGGGCCCCGUCGUCCAACUUCACUCCGUUUCUGGUUCACCAGAGCCACAAAUGUACAUAAUGUGAUCUUGUAAAUUACAUGACGCAGGUGUUGAUAACCUUUAUACAACACUUCUAUCUGUAGUUAAUGUAUGUAUGUGUGUGUGAAUGUGCUUGCGUGCGUGCGUGUGUGUGUGUGUGUGUGUAUACUGAACAGUACGUGUUAAGUAUGUAUGUCUGAAUACCUAAUGCUUUUUGGCUUUGGUUUUGACUAAACUCAGCCAUACAAGACAAUUUGUCUGCAGUCUACAAAAAACAUUAUUCUUUAUUACUGCAGUUUUCACGUUGAUUUUUUUUGCCUUUCUCACUUUAAACACUACAUUGGAAUCCAAAAUACCAGUGGUGUGAGAUACAGUUACAAGACAGUAUUUAUGAUGAAGAUAUUAAGGAAUGUAGUGCCUUGAACAUUGAUUUAUAGAUUAUUUUUUU